Messenger RNA from Symbiodinium sp. CCMP2592, 1062 nucleotides. The record is from the annotation of a GenBank genome assembly. Lineage: Eukaryota; Dinophyceae; Suessiales; Symbiodiniaceae.
AUGGCUGCAACAGGUCUUCGGCGAUGCAAGCGGCUGCUGCGACCGUGGCAUCUCAGGUUCAGGCUGGUUGCCGUCGGAUUGCUAGCUGCAGGAUGCGGCGGCUGCUUUCUUCGCUGCAGGACCAAGGUCGCAGCCAGUAGAAUUCCCCGAAUCAGGCAGCCGCACCAGGCCCUGCGCGGAGCAACAUCACAGAUGCCCCGCAAGGCUGUAGAUGAGAUCAUGCUGGGCGGCGCUGCACUGGCACUCUCAUCGGCUGCCGUUUGGCACGGGCGGAACGGCCGUCUCAUGCAAGGUGCCGCGGAGCUGUUUGAAAGCCUGGCCGAGUCGCAGGAGGACAGUCCACCCGUGCCUGUCCCCAAGUUUUUGGAGGCCGCUAGCAAACGUGGCCAGGUCAUGAUUGGAGUCACUGGAGCCUCCGGUGCUGGCAAAUCUUCUGUGGUCAACGCUUUGCGGUCUUUGCGGGACUCCGACAAAGAUGCCGCAAGAACGGGCAUCACCGAGACUACUCUCACUCCAGAGAUGUAUGAAUGGCGACUAGGAUACAGUCCGGGAGGAGCGAGAUCCUCGGAGCUCGGAUCCCUUGUGACCCAGGAAGCAGAAGCCAUCAUUUGCGACCUGCCCGGGAUCGGCACGCCCCGAUUUCCACAGGCUUCCUACUUGAAGAGCAUGGGGAUUCGAUAUUUCGACCUUGUGCUGCUGAUUACCGCCUCGCGGCUCACCGAAUCGGAGCUGCGGCUCGUGGCGGAGCUCAAGGCCUACGGCGUGCCACACUUCUUGGUGCGGAACAAGAUCGAUGUCGACAUCGAAGCCGAGCUGCUCAAUGAAGAGGACGAGGUGGAGGACCCUCUUGAAGAGCAGCACCUCAGACACCAGGUGACAAAGCAAACCAUGGAAACGGUGAAGCAAGAUCUCCGUGCGCUCACGGGCGCCCAGCAUGUGUACUGCAUCUCAACUCGGCGUAGGUGCCGCAAGCACCAUGAUUUUCCGAAGCUGGUUGACGACAUCAAGCGGGCGGUGGCGAAGCACGUUCCUGAGCGCUCAAAAGAGCUGGUAGGAGCUUAG